AUGAGUCGUGACGAGAGCAUUGAUUGGUUCCACGGUCGACUUUCAAGACUCGAUGCUGAGCGAAUUUUAAGUGAAGAAUCUCAAAAUGUUGAAACAAUUUUUCUCGUCCGCGAAAGCACCAACUUAGUAAACAAUUACGUACUGUCCGUCAUAUAUCAAGAUGAAUUUUAUCAUUAUCAAAUCCAGCAACACGGCGGCGAUGCCUUCUUCUCAAUUGACUCAAAAGACAUUCAUCAUGGACUUGAUGAGCUUAUCGAAUACUACAAAAGUCACCAUUCAAAUUUAUGCACAAAACUUGAGAAGUUUGUCAAAAAAGGUCCACCGCCGAAUCAGUUUUGUCGACUUGGGAAGGCAAACUUGUUGCAUCGAGCCACAAAACACAAUAAUUUGGAAGUUGUCAAGGAGAUUCUGACAACAACUUACAGUCCCGAUUCUAAGGAUGAGAAUGGAAUGACAGCUGUCCAUCUGGCUGCUUACAGUAAAGUCAGUCCUGAUAUAUUAAAGAUGCUGAUUGAUAAAGGCGCUGUAGUGAUGUGUCGAGAUUCUAUUGGAAAUACGGCGCUGCAUUACGCCUGCCUUCACCAAUGCAAAGAGAUGGUCGAACUUCUUGUCAAUGCCAACAUUAAUUUAAUUCACACUCGGAACAAUGUAACCGGAUUAGUGCCACUCCAUGAGGCUGCUAAAGUUGGAAAUAUAGAAAUUGUGAAAUUUCUGCUAUCCCACAACGCAGCAAAUCUACCAAGGACAACAAAUGGAUUAUUUCCAAGUGAUUUUGCCAGAGAUAAUGGCCAUAUUGAUGUUGCUGAGUAUUUAGAGAAUUAUUUUCCGGAAAUCAACACAUUUAGUCACAAGUGGCAUCAUGGUACUUUGGAUAGAGAAGGUGCUAGAACGUUGUUACUGAAGAAACGGAACGAGUUGUAUGAGAAGUUCAAAGAAGAAUAUCCAGAGACAGAGAAUGUUUAUGUUAAUGAUAGUAAGGAGAUUAAUGAUCUGAUUUCUGGACUAUUCUUGGUCAGAUCUUCUGAGAGGAAUAAGGGAUUAGACGUAAUAACGAUGCUGCAUGAUGAUGAACUGAAGAAUAUAAGGAAUUAUGUCAUUCAGAAGACAGGGAAACAUGUCUUCAUCGACGACGGUCCAUUCCUUCCAUCUCUGGAGCACCUCAUUAGUUACUACAUGACAUUCGCUGACGGUCUUCCAGUAAAAUUAUCAAAAAUUGUUGAGCCAAUUCCAAAGCCACCAAUUCCAAUUCCACCAAAUGUUCCGCGAAAAGACAAGCUAAGACAAUCCGGUCAUUCCUUUGACUCCUUAUCAUCAAUUAAAAGCCCAACGUCACCAAGUGAAGUAAGCAUUCCAGACUCAAUAAGUCCAACAAAAAGUGAAAACUCCUCAAAGCAUAAAGGCUUGUCGACGUGGUUUAGGAAGAAGAAGCACUCACUUCCAUUAAUAGAUAAGGACGUAAAGGAACCAGCCGUACAGAUAGACAAGUUCAACAAAACAAUUUCUUUCUCAACAGAUUUCCUGAAUAAUAAUUGUGUUCCAACAACAAGUCAGUCAAUGCAGGAUAACUAUGAUGUUCCUCAAAAAGUUAAAGCUGGACCAGUUCCAGCUCUGCCAACUUCCCAUUCCUCCUCAUCAAUACAGGACCAAACGAAUUACUUUACAGAAAGUGACAAAAAGGUUUUAGACAAUCAAGAAGUGAACGACAACUGCAUUGAAGAAAUUUACUUCCGCGAUCCACCAAAGGAGUUUGAAAAACCUGAAUGGGAACAACUUGAUCCGGAGCUUUACGAUACCCAGAAGAAUUUGAUGCUUCAAGUUCAACAAACGACAGGAACUAAUUAUUAUGUAUCCAAAGAAGAUUUAAAAGCUGAAAAAGAAAUUGGAUCUGGUGAGUUUGGGAAUGUCUUGAGAGGAAUAAUGAGGAUGCCGGACGGACGGAAGACCCUCGUAGCAAUCAAGUCACUCCAUAAAGAGCACUACGAAGAAAACUAUCACGAAUUCCUAAGAGAAGCAUCAGUCAUGAUCAAAUUAGACAAUCCAUAUAUCGUAAAGCUAAUUGGAAUCACAAAAGGUCCUCCAAUCGGACUCGUACAAGAAUUGCUUCCUCUUGGUUCACUAGCUAAUUACAUCCUCGAACACAUACCUGAGAUCGAUAACAAAGACAUCGACAAGUGGGCUUCACAGAUUGCCUUAGGUAUGGAAUAUUUGGAAUCAAAGAGAUUUGUGCACCGAGAUUUGGCAUCGAGAAACAUUUUGCUAGCUGCGAAGGAUCACUGCAAGAUCAGUGAUUUUGGAUUGUCUAGGGCACUUGGUGGUGAGGACUUUUAUCAAUCACAGACUGGUGGACGAUGGCCCUUAAAAUGGUACGCACCGGAGAGCUUUGGUGGUAAAUUCUCACAUGCCAGUGAUGUCUGGAGCUUUGGUAUAACGUUAUGGGAAUUAUACUCGAGAGGUGAGACACCGUAUGGAGACAUGACUGGAACGCAGGUCAACGAUUUCAUCGAGAAAGGAAACAGACUCCCCAAACCCGAUCAAUGUCCAGACAGAAUAUACAAACUAAUGACAGACUGCUGGCAAUAUCGAGACAGAUUGAGACCAAAUUUCAAAUUUCUAGCUAGAUUCUUUAUCAAUCGAAUUGAAAAGCCAGGAGAUGAGGACUUUACUGAUGAAAAUAUUGAAAAUUAUGAAGGGAAUGACAAGCAUUCGAGUACUGUUUAUGUUUAA
Messenger RNA from Chironomus riparius, 2724 nucleotides. Lineage: Eukaryota; Metazoa; Arthropoda; Insecta; Diptera; Chironomidae. The record is from the annotation of a GenBank genome assembly.